GAAAAAGAAUUUAAUUCUUCAGCAGGGAUGGAUCACGAAUUGAAUGAAAAUACGAAUUCACACAAAUGGCAUUAUACCCAUCUUUCAUUGCCAUGUGCUCUUCGAUCCCUAUUUACAUAUGACAUCUCCUUCCCUUCCGUUCAUCUCCCUUGCAUAACUUUUCCUUUUAGGGCCCUUGAGAAAAUUUUAAAGCUCCCUUUUGCAGAUAUAUACAUACACAUUACCAAGAAAAAGGAAAACGUAUAUACGAAUACAUAUACGUACACAUUCAUAUAUGAACACGUGCAAGGAAUCAUUCACUUUUUUGGGGUCUCUUCGAAUAUGGUGGUAGCUUUAUCAGAUUGCUGUCGUAAAGAGAGAACGAGAAUAUAUAAAGAAAAUCUGAUCUGAUGACAGAUGUGUAAUGGGUUCUCUUCUCUUAGAAUUCUUAAAUUGGUUCAGCUAUUCAACGGUAUUCACUUUCCCUUUCAUUGAAGGCUGUGAAAAAAGCACUUAUUCCCGAUUUCCUUUUUCCAGUGAGAAAAAGCUGACAUCCCUUGUCUGUAAAGAGGAAAUAAGAAUGUGUUUAUAGAUAGAGAUAUAGAUUCAAAUAUAUACGUUUUAUGCACGUAGAGGUGGUGGGAUAUAGAGAAUUUUGGGGUGAAGAAUGUUGGCAUUGGUGGGCGGGAGAAGGAAGAGGAGCUGCUAAUUAAAUGGAGAAGGAAUUUGAUUCGAAGCUGAGUAUUCAAAAUAAUGUUCCAUCUUCAGACAAUAUCAAUAACCCUCAGAGAUCUAAGAGCUUCGCAUUUAGAGCACCACAGGAGAAUUUCAGCAUACAAGAUUUUGAUUUAGGCAAGAUUUAUGGUGUUGGUUCUUAUUCCAAGGUUGUCAGAGCCAAGAAGAAAGACACAGAAACUGUAUAUGCCUUAAAGAUUAUGGAUAAGAAGUUCAUCACCAAGGAAAAUAAAACUGCUUAUGUAAAAUUGGAGCGCAUUGUAUUAGACCAGUUAGAUCAUCCUGGUGUAGUGCGAUUAUUUUUUACUUUUCAAGACACUUUCUCUCUCUACAUGGCGCUUGAAUCUUGUGAAGGCGGAGAACUUUUUGAUCAAAUAACGAGGAAAGGCCGUUUGUCUGAGGACGAGGCUCGUUUUUAUGCAGCUGAAGUUGUGGAUGCUCUUGAAUAUAUACAUAGUAUGGGACUGAUACAUCGAGAUAUUAAGCCGGAGAACCUGCUACUUACUACAGAUGGACAUAUUAAAAUUGCUGACUUUGGUAGUGUAAAGCCUAUGCAAGACAGUCAGAUAACAGUUCUUCCAAAUGCAGCAUCAGAUGAUAAGGCAUGUACCUUUGUGGGGACAGCCGCUUAUGUACCUCCAGAAGUAUUAAAUUCUUCUCCCGUAACUUUUGGGAAUGACCUCUGGGCACUUGGAUGCACACUGUACCAAAUGCUUUCAGGGACUUCUCCCUUUAAAGAUGCUAGCGAGUGGCUUAUUUUUCAAAGAAUUAUUGCUAGAGAUGUCAGAUUUCCAAAUUACUUUUCAGCCGAAGCACGAGAUCUCAUUGAUUGUUUAUUGGACAUGGAUCCCAGCAGGCGACCAGGUGCAGGACCUGACGGUUAUGCUUCACUCAAAAGCCAUCCUUUCUUCAGGGGCGUUGAUUGGAAUAAUUUGAGGGAGCAACCCCCACCAAAACUUGCAAUGGAGCCUAAAUCACAGUCUAAUGUGGGUGAGGACCAAGAUUCAUCGUGGAAUCCAGCACAUGUUGGAGAUGUUUCAGCAAAACCAACUAAUGGAAAUACUAGCGCAACAUCAACCUCUGAAGCUGGUAGCAUAACUAGGCUUGCUUCAAUUGAUUCAUUUGAUUCGAAAUGGCAACAAUUCCUGGAGCCCGGUGAAUCCCUCCUUAUGAUCUCCAUGGUCAAGAAACUACAGAAACUAACAAACAAGAAAGUACAACUUAUCCUGACCAAUAAACCAAAGUUGAUUUACUUAGACCCUGCAAAACUAGUGGUUAAAGGGAACAUAAUAUGGUCCGACAAUCCAAAUGAAUUGAGCAUUCAAGUCACAAACCCAUCACAUUUCAAGAUUUGCACUCCAAAAAAAGUCAUGUCAUUCGAGGAUUCAAAACAAAGAGCCUCACAGUGGAAAAAGGCAAUCGAAACCCUUCAAAAUCGGUGAAUACAUGUUUAUGAUGAUGCUAACACAUUCUUUGGAUAUGACAAUAUAGUUGAGAAACAUGGGGAUCGGAAAACAGUUGGAUGCUCCAUUGGAACUUUUUCUCGAAGGUCUUUAGUUCAAGUUACAGAAUUUGUUUCUACAUCUCCUCCAUGAUUUGGCAUCACCUUUUCGUGGAAAAUCUAACUCGAUGGCUUCUUAAGCUACAGGGAUCCACCAUUUUUGCUGUGAAGUGCUUUUUCCAAGGCUUUCAAUUGAUUGCCAUUUGUUUAUAGCAGUGAUUUCUUGAUUGGAUAAAGAUAUUUGUGCUCACACAUUUGUACAAAAUGUUUUACUCACUUCCACAUACACUUGGGCCCCACGUGAAAUAAAAUAUGCCAACAGGUGGCUGCCACCCUCCCAUUGUGAGUGUACGUAAACCAUUUUGUACAAAAGUGUGUACAUCUAUCACUCUUCAAAAUGUGAUAUUUAUGUUGUACUUAAACCUCUAUAUGUUGGUGAAAGUUCUACCCAUUUUUUGUAUUGGGAUUUUCUCUCAUAAUCUUGAAUUUUAUCCA
Messenger RNA from Olea europaea var. sylvestris, 2710 nucleotides. RefSeq names its product 3-phosphoinositide-dependent protein kinase 2-like. The transcript has 11 exons. Gene Ontology annotation, molecular function: ATP binding; protein serine/threonine kinase activity. NCBI's taxonomy places the organism in Eukaryota, Viridiplantae, Streptophyta, Magnoliopsida, Lamiales, Oleaceae. The coding region runs from base 693 to 2156 and encodes 487 amino acids. Gene Ontology annotation, biological process: peptidyl-serine phosphorylation; intracellular signal transduction. The record is from RefSeq and is a predicted model, not a curated record.